Jaculus jaculus (lesser Egyptian jerboa) is the source of this 2065-nucleotide messenger RNA. It is a transcript of the gene Cept1, whose product is annotated as choline/ethanolamine phosphotransferase 1. The transcript is spliced from 9 exons. Gene Ontology annotation, molecular function: diacylglycerol cholinephosphotransferase activity; ethanolaminephosphotransferase activity. Bases 143 to 1393 code for a protein of 416 amino acids. The record is from RefSeq and is a predicted model, not a curated record. Gene Ontology annotation, biological process: phosphatidylethanolamine biosynthetic process. Gene Ontology annotation, cellular component: Golgi apparatus; endoplasmic reticulum membrane. Lineage: Eukaryota; Metazoa; Chordata; Mammalia; Rodentia; Dipodidae.
CGACAGUGUCGCGAGCGCGCUGCUGCCUCCGUUCCGACACUCAGUCGGCUGGAGUCAAGAGUUGCUAUUUCUAGGUAAAUAGCCACAAAAGGCCACAAGACAAGAUAGAUUGCUAUCUCCAAAUAAAAGAAAACCAAAACCCAUGAGUGGGCAUCGGUCAACGAGGAAAAGAUGUGGAGAUUCUCACCCGGAGUCCCCUGUGGGCUUCGGGCACAUGAGUACUACAGGGUGUGUAUUAAAUAAAUUGUUUCAGUUACCAACACCACCAUUAUCACGACACCAACUAAAGCGGCUGGAAGAACACAGAUAUCAGAGUGCUGGACGGUCCCUGCUAGAACCCUUAAUGCAAGGAUAUUGGGAAUGGCUAGUUGGAAGAGUACCUUCAUGGAUUGCCCCAAAUCUCAUCACCAUCAUUGGACUGUCGAUAAACAUCUGUACAACUAUUUUGUUAGUGUUCUACUGCCCUACAGCUACAGAGCAGGCACCUCUGUGGGCAUAUAUUGCUUGUGCAUGUGGCCUUUUCAUUUACCAGUCUUUGGAUGCAAUAGACGGGAAACAGGCAAGAAGGACCAACAGUAGUUCUCCUUUGGGAGAGCUUUUUGAUCAUGGCUGUGAUUCACUUUCAACAGUUUUUGUGGUUCUUGGAACUUGUAUUGCAGUACAACUUGGCACAAAUCCUGAUUGGAUGUUCUUUUGUUGUUUUGCUGGGACAUUCAUGUUCUAUUGUGCACAUUGGCAAACUUACGUUUCUGGAACGUUGCGAUUUGGAAUAAUUGAUGUGACUGAAGUGCAAAUCUUCAUAAUAAUCAUGCACUUGCUGGCAGUGAUUGGAGGACCACCUUUUUGGCAGUCUAUGAUUCCAGUGCUGAAUAUUCAAAUGAAACUUUUUCCUGCACUUUGUACUGUGGCAGGGACCAUAUUUUCCUGUACAAAUUACUUCCGUGUAAUCUUCACAGGUGGUGUUGGCAAAAAUGGAUCAACAAUAGCAGGAACAAGUGUCCUUUCUCCUUUUCUCCAUAUUGGAUCAGUGAUUACAUUAGCUGUUAUGAUCUACAAGAAAUCAGCCGUUCAGCUUUUUGAAAAGCAUCCCUGUCUUUAUAUACUGACCUUUGGUUUUGUGUCAGCUAAAAUCACUAAUAAGCUUGUGGUUGCACACAUGACAAAAAGUGAAAUGCACCUGCAUGACACAGCGUUCAUAGGCCCGGCACUUUUGUUUCUGGACCAAUAUUUUAACAGUUUCAUUGAUGAAUACAUUGUACUUUGGAUUGCCCUGGUCUUCUCAUUCUUUGAUUUGAUCCGAUACUGUGUCAGCGUUUGCAAUCAGAUUGCAUCUCACCUGCACAUACAUGUCUUCCGAAUCAAGGUCUCCACAGCUCAUUCUAAUCAUCACUAAUGAUGUGGUUGUGUUCUAUAGGAAACUCAUGUUUUCUGCAGGAAAGAAUCCGAGCAUACUAAGGAAAAUGGGGGUGGAUAAGAACAAAUAUAAUUUAUAAUAAUCAAUGUUGUAUAACUUUUAUUCUUUGUUAUUGGUAAUGCUCCCUAACUAUCCUGUGUGAGAAUGGGGAUUUCAAAUCCUAUCCUGUAAAUUGAAUGUGUUAUCAAACAGGGUUUGACACAAGAAAGCAUGCAGCAGAACAAAAAAAAAAAAAAAAAAGCCAUGUGUUUGUGAUUAUCUUGGAUUCAUGGUGAACCUGUCAAAAGGAGCAGAUUCCCAGUUGUGGGUAUUUCUAAAGUAAAGUAUUUGCAGACCAAAAGAUGGCUGCUUUAUAAUUUUAACAAAUCAUCUUUUAGUAACAUCCUUGUUUAUGUCUUCUUGAGCUUUCUUUAGUAAGGAGCUCAGCUUGUGACAGAUAGAUCCCACUAGCUUGUGAGGUGAAAGAGUGAUAAAGAACUUGAAUUUGGAUUGAAAGGUUUCCUAUCUUUAUAUUGUUGAGGAAGUAAUUUUACUAUUGAUCAAGAAAUGGUGUUUCUCAUGGCCUUGAGAAAUUCUGUUAGCAUGCAGAAUAAUGUGGUAACUUUGUCAAUCCAUUUUAUUUUUUUAAAUAAAUAUAUGAUAUAAAAGCCA